This is a messenger RNA of Lolium perenne, 1593 nucleotides long. Its product is annotated as protein FAR1-RELATED SEQUENCE 5-like. Gene Ontology annotation, biological process: regulation of DNA-templated transcription. The record is from RefSeq and is a predicted model, not a curated record. Lineage: Eukaryota; Viridiplantae; Streptophyta; Magnoliopsida; Poales; Poaceae.
AUGCUUGUGAAACCUUCACUGACAAAGUACCUCAGAUCACACAAAGGCAUACUUAGAGAUGAAAGGGAGUUCCUGAAAUGCCUACAUGACUGCAACUUAGAAACUGGGCGUAUGAUGAUAGUGAUGUCUUCUUUUUAUGGUGAAGAAUGUUUCGUCCCCUAUGAUCCAAAAGCUAUAACAAAUCUGCGAACAAGUUUGAGGAAGGAGGAGAAGGAAUGGGACAUUGCUGAGACAGUGGCUUAUUUUGCAGAGUUGAAGGACAAGGACCCGGGUUUCUACUCUCGAAUUUAUUUUGAUGAAGAGCACAGGGUUGAAAACAUUUUCUGGGUUGACAGUGCUGCAAGGAAGGCUUACACAGAAGCAUAUCAUGAUUGUGUGUCAUUUGAUACAACUUUCUUGACUAAUCAGUUCAAUAUGCCAUUUGCUCCAUUUAUUGGGAUAAACAGACAUGGACAGUCCUUCAUGCUUGGCUGUGGUUUCCUAAGGGAUGAGAAAGAGGAGAGUUUUACAUGGCUUUUCACCCAGUUCCUUGAUGCUAUGCAUGGUUUGCAGCCAACAAAUAUUAUAACAGACCAGGACCAGGCUAUGAGGAAUGCAAUCAGAGAAGAUUUCUUUGACACUUGUCACCGCAACUGUCGCUGGCACGUUCUGAAGAAAGCAAAUGAGAAGCUCGGGCCAUUCCUGGGUAGGCACCCUGGUUUGGCUGAAGACUUCAAUGAAUGCAUCAAUGAAAGUAUGAGUGAGGAUGAAUUUGAAGCAAGAUGGGAAGAGAUGAUUGCAAAGUGGGAUUUAGCUGAGCAUGAAACAUUUUUAUGGUUGAAGAAGUAUGCAAAAUUCUGGGUUCCAUGCUACUACAGACAUCGAUUCUUCCCAUUUUUGCAAUCAACUCAGAGGAGUGAGGGGUUUAACGCUGUUCUAAAACGUUACAUCAACCCUCACAACUCAAUCAAGCAUUUUGUUAAACAAUAUGAGAAGCUACAGCAACGGAUAUUGGGUAAGGAGGGCCACAAUGAUUUCCGCACGGAUGAGCUUGAGCCAGAUCCAUGGUCGUCGUUCCCUAUUGAGAAGCAAGCCUUGGCUGUGUACACACGCCCCAUCUACCAUCGGUUCAGGAAGGAGUUCGCGCUCAUUGGCUGUUAUAAUGUCCAACCACAGGGCAAUAAUUUGUACCAGCUAGUUCCUAACAAUGAGAAGUGCUAUCCUUAUGGUGGAAGGUACUACAUGGUUAAUGCUAAUGGUGGGCAAUUCAACUGCGAGUGCUGCAAGUGGACUCCAGCUGCAUUGGAAUAUGUGGUUCAGCCAACUGUCCCAGCACAAGAUGAUGUUAUGCCUGAAGAAUCAUGGCAGAAAUUGCGGUUUGCAAACUUGUCAACUAAGUUUGUUGCUUUGGCUAAACUAGCAAGUGCAUCAGACCAGCAUGAUGCUAUUACUCGUAGACACAUCAGAGAAAUGACAACUGACACCUACUACGCAGCAGAGAACAUCUUCAGGGCCUACCCGAACGCGACCAGUACCUCCACCUACAACAUCAAACAGGCAGCAGGCACCUCGGUCAGCUCCAGGGCAUGUGCCAACAACACAUACUACAGGUGA